AUUCGCUUUCAAAAAACUUCUCCCCAUACCUCGUCCAACUACACCAUCAUCCAGCGCUCCCGAACUACCGAUAUCCACCCCGUCGCAACCUCACGACAAAGAAGUGGAUCAUGUCGACAGAGAGGCAAACCAGGUCAAAGAAGAGACAGCGAGUCACCAGGGAUACGACACCACCAAAAGAGCCCUGGUCAAUCUUCAACAAUGACAAAUUCCCGAAAGAGCCAACCCCACCGCAUACGCAGCCCGAAGACGACCUGGAUUGCAAACAGCACGCCGACCCCGAGACGCAGCCCGAGCCUGACAAUUACCUUCCAACACCGGGGAUUGUUGUGAUCGUGGUGACUGUUAUACUGGCUUCGGCCUUGCGGUUGCUGGAUGCAUGGAUGGUGUCUAGAGUACGCUGGCCCUUGUAUUGUGAUGGCGUUAUCGGAGCACCCAUUUAUUUCGAUGUGGGAGCCCCGCCACAGGAUAGCAGCAUAACUACUUCCCCUGGAUUGUGCUGAGUUGUAUAGGACCACAUGUUGAUCGGUUGAGGUUGUUGAAGUUCGGGGUUGGGUCUUCUACGUAUUGUUGGUUGGUUGUGCACGAGAUAGUCUCCGGGAAGGCGUGGGAGGAGGAGUUCGCCAAUGGGUGGGAGAAGACGAGAGUUAGAAUGACUGUUACAAUAGAUUGUUUGAUCUGCAAUGGCAACGCU
This is a messenger RNA of Aspergillus heteromorphus CBS 117.55, 694 nucleotides long. RefSeq lists its product as uncharacterized. NCBI's taxonomy places the organism in Eukaryota, Fungi, Ascomycota, Eurotiomycetes, Eurotiales, Aspergillaceae. The record is from RefSeq and is a predicted model, not a curated record. The transcript has a single exon. Bases 111 to 503 code for a protein of 130 amino acids.